AUGCAGCCGGUUCGUUGUGCUCGGUCCUGGCUGCAGUCACUACAGCUCGGCGUCGUGGCCAUGGCCGAAGCCAUUCGCUCAGGGACGUGGAGGCAGCAGCAAUACCAGCUCCUUGAAGGGGCUCGACAAAAGUCUCAGCAUUAUUACCCCAAAAAUAUAAAGAGAACAUUUGCUAUCUCUGGGGCGAUAGCGACUGCGUUGGUUCUUUGGUAUAUUUUCUCGCAUCCGCUGCUUUAUUCGACUCCCCUCGACGAAAAUGCCUGCCAACACCCAGUCGCUCGGCUUUUUUAUGAUGCCAAGCAGACUUUUAAUGAAACAUUGAAUCACCAGUCAAAGUCAUUAGACGAAGCAGUGGCGGAAUAUCGUCGACGAUAUAAGAUGCCACCACCUCCCCAUUUUGAUGAAUGGUAUGCAUUUGCGAUGUCGCGAAACACAGUCUUGAUCGAUGAAUUUGAUACUAUCUAUCACACUUUGCUGCCUUUCUGGGGACUCGCACCCAGUACGAUUCGUUCGCGCGUGAGAGAGGAUCUUGGCUACCAUAACCACGUCAUGGGCAUUGCCAUUCGCGACGGCAGAGCUAUCCAUUUGGGCAAUGGCCAGGGUAAAUUCCAGAAAAACGCAACAAUGAAGAUUCUUGACAAGUUCUCCCAAUGGUUACCGGACAUGAACAUGGAAUUCAAUGUACACGACGAGCCGCGAGUGGUAGUUCCGCAUGAGGAACUGCACAUGCUGGUCACUGAGGGCUAUGUGGCUCAAGCUCGGCUGGAUGGCAACUUGUCGUUACUGAACCUAUUUUCACCGGGCGAUGGCAAUGACCCUAUCCCACCAGUACCAGUCUUCACGACCAGAUUCAACAACAUCGAGCGCCAAGAGACAUGGCUCUACUCGCGGCUUUCAUGUCCACUAGACACACCUGCCAGGGCGCUGGAUGGUAACGCACCAGACAACACAAGUGCUUAUGCGGUGGGUCCUUUGGGAUUCGUGUUCAACCAGACUGCCGCUAGUGAUAUGUGCAACAGUCCGUCACUGCGACAUCGGCUGGGAGUUUUCGAUCAUCCAAACUCUUUCAAAGUGACAAACGAGCUGGUCCCAAUGUUUUCCAUGUCCCAUCCUUCUUCAUUCCAGGAUAUUGCCGUUCCAUCGCCGUAUUAUUACGAAGGAAUAUCAGAGUUCGACGCAGAAACCGCAGUUGAAUGGGAGAACAAGAAACACCAGCUAUACUGGCGCGGGAAAACCACCGGAGGACAUAGUCGGAACGGCACCUGGCACAACCUGCAACGUCAGCGAAUCAUUGGAAACUUGACUCAUCCACAAUCGCCCCAAUAUCUCAUGCGGCCAAAGAGCGAUUUAGGCUGUAUUGCUGGAAAUGAAGGCUGGGAGGUCCAAACAGCAAACCGAUCCCAGAUCGAGGGAUACUUCAAUACGCAUUUCAUGGAGAUUGUGGAUUGCGACGAAGACUGCGAUGAGGAGGAAGUGUUUUUCGACGAUAUCGCUGACCCAGACCCUGCGAGCGAGGCGUGGAAGUAUCGCUAUCUGCUAGAUAUGGAUGGUCACGCGUACAGCGGGAGGUUUUACGCCUUCAUGCGCAGCAGUAGUGUUCCAUUCAAGUUGACAUUCUUUCGCGAGUGGCAUGAGGAUGUUCUGGUCCCGUGGGUCCACUACGUGCCGAUUAACAAAGAUGGGAAUGAGAUUCCUGAGUUGAUACGGUUUUUCGAGGAAGAUCCUGCUGGUCAGCAUAUUGCUCGAUCUAUCGGCGAAGAAGGUCAAGCUUGGGCAGCUAGGACGAUCAGGAAUGAUGAUAUAGACGUUUAUAUGUUUCGGCUUUUCUUGGAAUAUGCUCGUGUGCAAGAUGAGCAGAGAGAGAACUUGGGAUUUAUGUUGUAA
Messenger RNA from Penicillium vulpinum, 1884 nucleotides. Its product is annotated as Lipopolysaccharide-modifying protein. The transcript is spliced from 2 exons. The coding region runs from base 1 to 1884 and encodes 627 amino acids. The record is from RefSeq and is a predicted model, not a curated record. NCBI's taxonomy places the organism in Eukaryota, Fungi, Ascomycota, Eurotiomycetes, Eurotiales, Aspergillaceae.